Molecule: messenger RNA, 815 nt
Organism: Folsomia candida
Lineage: Eukaryota; Metazoa; Arthropoda; Collembola; Entomobryomorpha; Isotomidae
Product: low molecular weight phosphotyrosine protein phosphatase
Exons: 4
Coding region: 94-702 (202 amino acids)
Biological process (GO): protein dephosphorylation
Molecular function (GO): protein tyrosine phosphatase activity
Source: RefSeq, a predicted model, not a curated record
UUCAGUUAAUUCUAUAGGGCAAUUCAAUCUCGGAAAUUUUAUAUCCAGCACUUUUCAUUUCCAAAAGUUCAUUUAAUUACCAAUUAAACAAUAAUGGCCUCCUCGUCAUCAUCGUCUUCUUCCUCCAACUCUAAUAAAUCCGUGCUGUUCGUGGAUUUGCGGAACAUCUGUUUCUCGCCCAUCGCCGAGGCAGUCUUCCGCCGCCUCGUCGCCACCCGUGGCGUCGCGGCGGACUGGACGGUCGAUUCCUGCGGUAUAAUUGACCUUCAUGCCGGUCAAAAUCCGGAACCAAGGGCUCGGAAAGUCUUGAGAGAUCGUGGCCUCGCGGAGUACAAGCACAAAGCGAGGGUGAUAAGGAAUGAUGACUUGGCUAAGUUUGACUACAUCCUUGGCCUGGAAAUGGAUGACGUAUCGGAGUUAAAAUACAUGAAAUUCAUCCAGGAGCAAAGGACCCAGGUCAGGAUUCAUCUUCUCGGCGAAUUCAACCAGAAUAAUGUUCACUUUGAAGGAGAACUCAAGGAAGCUAGGGAUCCUUUUCACGAGAACGAUGACAGGAGUUUUUAUGCCUGUUACGAUCUGUGUCUGGACGCGUGCAAGGGUUUCCUGGAUAAUUUGGAGAAAGCAGAUAAAGAAGCAAAACAAUCAAAAAAACCAGAUAAUUCUGAGAAACCGACAAAACCAGAUCAAAAAGCAAAGCAAUAAUCUGAAACGAUUUAACUCCUCCAAUUAACAAAUUAUAUUUAAUAAUCACCUCAUUAUUAUCACAUUUUUCUAAAGAAAUGAACGACUUUAAGUCAAACUUUGUUAUUUAUACA